Molecule: messenger RNA, 10398 nt
Organism: Drosophila sulfurigaster albostrigata
Lineage: Eukaryota; Metazoa; Arthropoda; Insecta; Diptera; Drosophilidae
Product: serine-rich adhesin for platelets
Exons: 5
Coding region: 337-10290 (3317 amino acids)
Source: RefSeq, a predicted model, not a curated record
CUUACGUAAAGUUGAAAGUCUGAUAAUUGUUUAAUCUAAGCUUAAUGCAAAUAUUUAGCACAUCUGUUUUGAAUUCUUUGCCAAACUGUGAACUGUUAUGGGAUCACAAUUUGCGGCGUCAAGUAUCUAAUAUAUCAUUAUUUUCGGCACAGAACAAUGCGAGAACCAAAUGUUUUUGAGCAAUAUCAUAUUUGCCUAACUGCACAAAAGCAUCUAGGCAAAUAUCUAAAUUAUUAUUUAGAAAACACAUUUGGCUAACACUUGGUAAGGUAUAAAAGGAGCUAAAUCUGUCAAUUUCGCCAACAGUUAAAGUGGAGGUCUAGCUAUUGGUAGAUCAUGCGGUUAUAUUCUAUCGCUCUUUUGGGCGUAUUCGUGGCACUCGUUGCCGGUGCUCAUAUCCAUGACGGAACAGAAGUGAGCUCAUCUCAGGAGCUACAGCCCCAAACGGCAACUCGUACCGGUCCGUGUUGUGAAAGUGUUCGACAAACUCUUCUUGAGAUACGAAAGGAUAUUCGUUUGUGGCUCUUAGAUCGUCUUUUCGGCAAAUUAAUACUUGUUCACGACGCUGAAAUUGCCGGAGCUGCUCCUUGUGCUAAAAAUCACCAAACCUCCGGCCAAAGUAGUGGAUCUUUGCAAUUUGAUAAAAUUCUUAACGAUAUUAAAAGGGCAAUGCCUCACAAUGACAGAACUUCCAGUCGGUUUGAUAAUCUGAUUAGUCGUGGAAAGAAUAAUCAAUCGAGCUCAACAACAUCAGCGACCACCUCAAUAAAAACUGAAUCCUCCGAGUCAUCGGGAUCUCAUUCUGGAAAUUUCAUUGGUAAUGGCAAUACCCACCAAUCAAGAACCACUACGACAACAAGAUCUGAUCAGGCUACACAAUCUGGAUCAUCAGAAGAUCCAAUUAUAAAUGAAAAUAACCACUCCAAACAAUCCAACUCAACAACUACUAUUACAACUUCAGAAGAAUCGAAGCAGUCUAUUCCAUCCUUGGAUCUUAAUGUAAAUGAAGGUUUUAGCUCGGACGAUCAAAAUAGUCAAUCUAGCUCUUCCUCAUCAACUACAACGGUUGUUAAAUCCAGUCGCCGUAAUAAGAGUGGUCGCAGGAAAAAUUCAAAACAUGGCAAAAAAGGGUGGAAAAAUUGGCACCGUUCCUCUACUAAGAGAGAUGGGUAUUCAAAAGAAAUUGAUUCCAAACAAAAUCCCAAUCAAUCCGAUGUAGAUAUUGAAAAUACAGAUUCCAAUUCCUAUUUAACAUGGGAAAAAGAACAUGUCAAAUAUGGUAAUAAACUUAAAUUUCCAUCGUCUGAAAAACACGCUAAUUAUAGAAAUGGGCGUCGAAGCAGAAAUAAAAAAUGGUCCAAGACAACAAAAACUACAAAAAAUUCAGGAUGGAAAAAAAACAAAUCCAAAUCUGGCUCAACUUCUGGUACAACAUCCAUAACAAAGUCUGAAAGACCUAAUAAUACCGGAAAUCAGUCUGGCUCGACAACAACUACAACGACAACCACCUCUGAAGAAUCCAAUGCUUCCUCGGAUCCUGUUGUGCAUGUAACUUCAAACACCGGAAACCAAUCUGGCUCGACAACAACUUCGACGACAACCACCUCUGAAGAAUCCAAUGCUUCCUCAGACCCAGUUGUUGAAGAAUCUUCAAAUACCGCCGUUGAUUCAGGUAACCAGUCUGGCUCGACAACAACCACAACGACAACCACCUCUGAAGAAUCCAAUGCUUCCUCAGACCCAGUUGUUGAAGAAUCUUCAAAUACCGCCGUUGAUUCAGGUAACCAGUCUGGCCCGACAACUACUACCACGACUACCACCUCUGAAGAAUCCAAUGCUUCCUCGGAUCCUGUUGUGGAUGUAACUUCAAACACCGGAAACCAGUCUGGCUCGACAACUACUUCCACAACAACCACCUCCAAAGAAUCUAAUGCUUCCUCAGACCCAGUUGUUGAAGAAUCUUCAAAUACCGCCGUUGAUUCAGGUAACCAGUCUGGCUCGACAACUACUACCACGACUACCACCUCUGAAGAAUCCAAUGCUUCCUCGGAUCCUGUUGUGGAUGUAACUUCAAACACCGGAAACCAGUCUGGCUCGACAACAACCACAACGACAACCACCUCUGAAGAAUCCAAUGCUUCCUCGGAUCCUGUUGUGGAUGUAACUUCAAACACAGGAAACCAGUCUGGCUCGACAACUACUACCACAACAAUAACUUCCGAAGAAUCUAAUGCUUCCUCAGACCCAGUUGUUGAAGAAUCUUCAAAUACCGCCGUUGAUUCAGGUAACCAGUCUGGCUCGACAACUACUACCACGACAACCACCUCUGACGAAUCCAAUGCUUCUUCGGAUCCUGUUGUGGAUGUAACUUCAAACACCGGAAACCAGUCUGGCUCGACAACAACCACAACGACAACCACCUCUGAAGAAUCCAAUGCUUCCUCGGAUCCUGUUGUGGAUGUAACUUCAAACACCGGAAACCAGUCUGGUAACCAGUCUGGCUCGACAACAACCACAACGACAACCACCUCUGAAGAAUCCAAUGCUUCCUCGGAUCCUGUUGUGGAUGUAACUUCAAACACAGGAAACCACUCUGGCUCGACAACUACUACCACAACAAUAACUUCCGAAGAAUCUAAUGCUUCCUCAGACCCAGUUGUUGAAGAAUCUUCAAAUACCGCCGUUGAUUCAGGUAACCAGUCUGGCUCGACAACAACCACAACGACAACCACCUCUGAAGAAUCCAAUGCUUCCUCGGAUCCUGUUGUGGAUGUAACUUCAAACACAGGAAACCAGUCUGGCUCGACAACUACUACCACAACAAUAACUUCCGAAGAAUCUAAUGCUUCCUCAGACCCAGUUGUUGAAGAAUCUUCAAAUACCGCCGUUGAUUCAGGUAACCAGUCUGGCUCGACAACUACUACCACGACAACCACCUCUGACGAAUCCAAUGCUUCUUCGGAUCCUGUUGUGGAUGUAACUUCAAACACCGGAAACCAGUCUGGCUCGACAACAACCACAACGACAACCACCUCUGAAGAAUCCAAUGCUUCCUCGGAUCCUGUUGUGGAUGUAACUUCAAACACCGGAAACCAGUCUGGCUCGACAACAACUUCGACGACAACCACCUCCGAAGAAUCCAAUGCUUCACCAGACCCAGUUGUUGAAGAAUCUUCAAAUACCGCCGUUGAUUCAGGUAACCAGUCUGGCUCGACAACAACCACAACGACAACCACCUCUGAAGAAUCCAAUGCUUCCUCGGAUCCUGUUGUGGAUGUAACUUCAAACACAGGAAACCAGUCUGGCUCGACAACUACUACCACAACAAUAACUUCCGAAGAAUCUAAUGCUUCCUCAGACCCAGUUGUUGAAGAAUCUUCAAAUACCGCCGUUGAUUCAGGUAACCAGUCUGGCUCGACAACAACCACAACGACAACCACCUCUGAAGAAUCCAAUACUUCCUCGAAUCCUGUUGUGGAUGUAACUUCAAACACCGGAAACCAGUCUGGCUCGACAACAACUUCGACGACAACCACCUCUGAAGAAUCCAAUGCUUCCUCAGACCCAGUCGUUGAAAAAUCUUCAAAUACCGCCGUUGAUUCAGGUAACCAGUCUGGCUCGACAACUACUACCACGACAACCACCUCUGACGAAUCCAAUGCUUCUUCGGAUCCUGUUGUGGAUGUAACUUCAAACACCGGAAACCAGUCUGGCUCUACAACAACCACAACGACAACCACCUCUGAAGAAUCCAAUGCUUCCUCAGACCCAGUUGUUGAAGAAUCUUCAAAUACCGCCGUUGAUUCAGGUAACCAGUCUGGCUCGACAACUACUACCACAUCUGACGAAUCCAAUGCUUCCUCGGAUCCUGUUGUGGAUGUAACUUCAAACACAGGAAACCAGUCUGGCUCCACAACUACUUCCACAACAACCACCUCCGAAGAAUCUAAUGCCUCCUCAGACCCAGUUGUUGAAGAAUCUUCAAAUACCGCCGUUGAUUCAGGUAACCAGUCUGGCUCGACAACAACCACAACGACAACCACCUCUGAAGAAUCCAAUGCUUCCUCGGAUCCUGUUGUGGAUGUAACUUCCAACACCGGAAACCAGUCUGGCUCGACAACAACUUCGACGACAACCACCUCCGAAGAAUCCAAUGCUUCAUCAGACCCUGUUGUUGAAGAAUCUUCAAAUACCGCCGUUGAUUCAAGUAACCAGUCUGGCUCGACAACAACCACAACGACAACCACCUCUGAAGAAUCCAAUGCUUCCACGGAUCCUGUUGUGGAUGUAACUUCAAACACAGGAAACCAGUCUGGCUCGACAACUACUUCCACAACAACCACCUCCGAAGAAUCUAAUGCUUCCUCAGACCCAGUUGUUGAAGAAUCUUCAAAUACCGCCGUUGAUUCAGGUAACCAGUCUGUCUCGACAACAACCACAACGACAACCACCUCUGAAGAAUCCAAUGCUUCCUCGGAUCCUGUUGUGGAUGUAACUUCAAACACAGGAAACCAGUCUGGCUCGACAACAACUUCGACGACAACCACCUCCGAAGAAUCCAAUGCUUCAUCAGACCCAAUUGUUGAAGAAUCUUCAAAUACCGCCGUUGAUUCAGGUAACCAGUCUGGCUCGACAACUACUACCACGACAACCACCUCUGAAGAAUUCAAUGCUUCCUCGGAUCCUGUUGUGGAUGUAACUUCAAACACCGGAAACCAGUCUGGCUCGACAACCACCUCCGAAGAAUCCAAUGCUUCCUCAGACCCAGUUGUUGAAGAAUCUUCAAAUACCGCCGUUGAUUCAGGUAACCAGUCUGGCUCGACAACAACCACAACGACAACCACCUCUGAAGAAUCCAAUACUUCCUCGAAUCCUGUUGUGGAUGUAACUUCAAACACAGGAAACCAGUCUGGCUCGACAACUACUACCACAACAACCACCUCCGAAGAAUCUAAUGCUUCCUCAGACCCAGUUGUUGAAGAAUCUUCAAGUACCGCCGUUGAUUCAGGUAACCAGUCUGGCUCGACAACAACCACAACGACAACCACCUCUGAAGAAUCCAAUGCUUCCUCGGAUCCUGUUGUGGAUGUAACUUCAAACACCGGAAACCAGUCUGGCUCGACAACAACUUCGACGACAACCACCUCUGAAGAAUCCAAUGCUUCCUCAGACCCAGUUGUUGAAGAAUCUUCAAAUACCGCCGUUGAUUCAGGUAACCAGUCUGGCUCGACAACAACCACAACGACAACCACCUCUGAAGAAUCCAAUGCUUCCUCGGAUGCUGUUGUGGAUGUAACUUCCAACACCGGAAACCAGUCUGGCUCGACAACAACUUCGACGACAACCACCUCCGAAGAAUCCAAUGCUUCAUCAGACCCUGUUGUUGAAGAAUCUUCAAAUACCGCCGUUGAUUCAAGUAACCAGUCUGGCUCGACAACAACCACAACGACAACCACCUCUGAAGAAUCCAAUGCUUCUUCGGAUCCUGUUGUGGAUGUAACUUCAAACACAGGAAACCAGUCUGGCUCGACAACUACUUCCACAACAACCACCUCCGAAGAAUCCAAUGCUUCAUCAGACCCAAUUGUUGAAGAAUCUUCAAAUACCGCCGUUGAUUCAGGUAACCAGUCUGGCUCGACAACAACCACAACGACAACCACCUCUGAAGAAUCCAAUGCUUCCUCGGAUCCUGUUGUGGAUGUAACUUCAAACACCGGAAACCAGUCUGGCUCGACAACAACUUCGACGACAACCACCUCCGAAGAAUCCAAUGCUUCCUCAGACCCAAUUGUUGAAGAAUCUUCAAAUACCGCCGUUGAUUCAGGUAACCAGUCUGGCUCGACAACUACUACCACGACAAUCACCUCUGAAGAAUCCAAUGCUUCCUCGGAUCCUGUUGUGGAUGUAACUUCAAACACCGGAAACCAGUCUGGCUCUACAACAACCACAACGACAACCACCUCUGAAGACUCCGAAGAAUCCAAUGCUUCCUCAGACCCAGUUGUUGAAGAAUCUUCAAAUACCGCCGUUGAUUCAGGUAACCAGUCUGGCUCGACAACAACCACAACGACAACCACCUCUGAAGAAUCCAAUACUUCCUCGAAUCCUGUUGUGGAUGUAACUUCAAACACAGGAAACCAGUCUGGCUCGACAACUACUACCACAACAACCACCUCCGAAGAAUCCAAUGCUUCCUCAGACCCAGUCGUUGAAGAAUCUUCAAAUACCGCCGUUGAUUCAGGUAACCAGUCUGGCUCGACAACAACCACAACGACAACCACCUCUGAAGAAUCCAAUGCUUCCUCGGAUCCUGUUGUGGAUGUAACUUCAAACACCGGAAACCAGUCUGGCUCGACAACAACUUCGACGACAACCACCUCCGUAGAAUCCAAUGCUUCAUCAGACCCUGUUGUUGAAGAAUCUUCAAAUACCGCCGUUGAUUCAAGUAACCAGUCUGGCUCGACAACAACCACAACGACAACCACCUCUGAAGAAUCCAAUGCUUCCACGGAUCCUGUUGUGGAUGUAACUUCAAACACAGGAAACCAGUCUGGCUCGACAACUACUUCCACAACAACCACCUCCGAAGAAUCUAAUGCUUCCUCAGACCCAGUUGUUGAAGAAUCUUCAAAUACCGCCGUUGAUUCAGGUAACCAGUCUGGCUCGACAACAACCACAACGACAACCACCUCUGAAGAAUCCAAUGCUUCCACGGAUCCUGUUGUGGAUGUAACUUCAAACACAGGAAACCAGUCUGGAAACCAGUCUGGCUCGACAACAACUUCGACGACAACCACCUCCGAAGAAUCCAAUGCUUCAUCAGACCCAAUUGUUGAAGAAUCUUCAAAUACCGCCGUUGAUUCAGGUAACCAGUCUGGCUCGACAACUACUACCACGACAACCACCUCUGAAGAAUCCAAUGCUUCCUCGGAUCCUGUUGUGGAUGUAACUUCAAACACCGGAAACCAGUCUGGUUCGACAACAACCACAACGACAACCACCUCUGAAGAAUCCAAUGCUUCCUCGGAUCCUGUUGUGGAUGUAACUUCAAACACCGGAAACCAGUCUGGCUCGACAACCACCUCCGAAGAAUCCAAUGCUUCCUCAGACCCAGUUGUUGAAGAAUCUUCAAAUACCGCCGUUAAUUCAGGUAACCAAUCUGGCUCGACAACAACCACAACGACAACCACCUCUGAAGAAUCCAAUACAUCCUCGAAUCCUGUUGUGGAUGUAACUUCAAACACAGGAAACCAGUCUGGCUCGACAACUACUACCACAACAACCACCUCCGAAGAAUCUAAUGCUUCCUCAGACCCAGUCGUUGAAGAAUCUUCAAAUACCGCCGUUGAUUCAGGUAACCAGUCUGGCUCGACAACAACCACAACGACAACCACCUCUGAAGAAUCCAAUGCUUCCUCGGAUCCUGUUGUGGAUGUAACUUCAAGCACAGGAAACCAGUCUGGCUCGACAACAACUUCGACGACAACCACCUCCGAAGAAUCCAAUGCUUCAUCAGACCCAAUUGUUGAAGAAUCUUCAAAUACCGCCGUUGAUUCAGGUAACCAGUCUGGCUCGACAACUACUACCACGACAACCACCUCUGAAGAAUCCAAUGCUUCCUCGGAUCCUGUUGUGGAUGUAACUUCAAACACAGGAAACCAGUCUGGCUCGACAACAACCACAACGACAACCACCUCUGAAGAAUCCAAUGCUUCCUCAGACCCAGUUGUUGAAGAAUCUUCAAAUACCGCCGUUGAUUCAGGUAACCAGUCUGGCUCGACAACUACUUCCACGACAACCACCUCUGAAGAAUCCAAUGCUUCCUCGGAUCCUGUUGUGGAUGUAACUUCAAACACCGGAAACCAGUCUGGCUCGACAACAACCACAACGACAACCACCUCUGAAGAAUCCAAUGCUUCCUCGGAUCCUGUUGUAGAUGUAACUUCAAACACCGGAAACCAGUCUGGCUCGACAAAAACUUCGACGACAACCAUCUCCGUAGAAUCCAAUGCUUCUUCAGACCCAAUUGUUGAAGAAUCUUCAAAUACCGCCGUUGAUUCAGGUAACCAGUCUGGCUCGACAACAACCACAACGACAACCACCUCUGAAGAAUCCAAUGCUUCUUCGGAUCCUGUUGUGGAUGUAACUUCAAACACAGGAAACCAGUCUGGCUCGACAACAACCACAACGACAACCACCUCUGAAGAAUCCAAUGCUUCCUCGGAUCCUGUUGUGGAUGUAACUUCAAACACCGGAAACCAGUCUGGCUCGACAACCACCUCUGAAGAAUCCAAUGCUUCCUCAGACCCAGUUGUUGAAGAAUCUUCAAAUACCGCCGUUGAUUCAGGUAACCAGUCUGGCUCGACAACUACUACCACGACAACCACCUCCGAAGAAUCCAAUGCUUCCUCAGACCCAGUUGUUGAAGAAUCUGCAAAUACCGCCGUUGAUUCAGGUAACCAGUCUGGCUCGACAACUACUACCACGACAACCACCUCUGGCGAAUCCAAUGCUUCCUCGGAUCCUGUUGUGGAUGUAACUUCAAACACCGGAAACCAGUCUGGCUCGACAACAACCACAACGACAACCACCUCUGAAGAAUCCAAUGCUUCCUCGGAUCCUGUUGUAGAUGUAACUUCAAACACCGGAAACCAGUCUGGCUCGACGGUAACCACAACGACAACCACCUCUGAAGAAUCCAAUGCUUCUUCGGAUCCUGUUGUGGAUGUAACUUCAAACUCCGGAAACCAAUCUGGUUCGACAACAACCACAACGGCAACCACCUCUGAAGAAUCGAAUGUGUCCUCAGGCCCAGUUGUUGAAGAAUCUGCAAACACUUCAGUUGAUUCCGGAAACCAAUCUGGUUCGACGGCAACCACAACGACAACAACCUCUGAAGAAUCCAAUGCUUCCUCGGAUCCUGUUGUGGAUGUAACUUCAAACACCGGAAACCAGUCUGGCUCGACAACUACUACCACGACAACCACCUCGGAAGAAUCCAAUGCUUCCUCAGACCCAGUUGUAGAAGAAUCUGCAAAUACCGCCGUUGAUUCAGGUAACCAGUCUGGCUCGACAGCAACCACAACGACAACCACCUCUGAAGAAUCCAAUGCUUCCUCUGAUCCUGUUGUGGAUGUAACUUCAAACAGCGGAAAUCAUUCUGCCUUGACAACUACUACCACGACAACCACCUCCGAAGGAUCCAAUGCUUCCUCAGACCCAGUUGUUGAAGAAUCUUCAAAUACCGUUGUUGAUUCAGGUAACCAGUCUGGCUCGACAGCAACCACAACGACAACUACUUCGGAACAAUCUAAUGCUUCCUCAGACCCAGUUGUUGAAGGAUCUUCAAAUUCUGCCGUUAAUUCCGGAUUCCAAUCUGGCUCGACAACAACAACCUCCGAGCAAUCUAAUGCGUCCUCAGCGCCUGUUUCGGAAGUAACCUCAAACAACGGCCAUCAAUCUGGCUCGACAAAAACCACAACGACAAUAAUCUCUAAAGAAAUAUCAAAUUCUGUUAAUUCCGGCAAAACUCAACAGUCUGGUUCCACAACUACCUCAACGACAACAACCACUUCCAGUUCAGGUGGCAUUGUUGGCGGCCACUCGCAACCAUCUAACAUUGAUUCAGGCUCAACCGUUUCUGGGGGAUCUUCAAAAACUAGUUCUUCAUCUUCAACCAUAAAAAGAGGCUCUCGUUCUACAACAACUACAACAACUGUUGUUAAAGGAAGACCACAGUCUGGUAAUGAUAAGUCGAGCUCUAGUACCGUUGUAAAUCCAGGUGGUUCUCAGUCGUCCGCUACGUCGAAGACUUGGUCUAGUUCAUCAACUAAGACUACGAGUCCGACUAUCCAAGUGAUUAGAAAUGGCGGCAGCCAUAGUGGUACCAAUACUGGAACUCAUACAUCGCACACUUGGACGAAACAUUCCAGCUCAACCAAUGGCAAUACUUACCAACAAGGUGUUCCCGGUGUUAUUGGUAAGGUGAUUCGGAGGGCUCAAGUAACCCUACCUUAUGAAGCAAAUGCUAGGAAUGCCCGACGUACAGGAACCACAUCGUGGUCUCGUCAAACUAGGACUACAACAACAGAUGGAAGUGAUAGCUCUGACUUGAAUACUGGAAACACUGGAGUCAGAUAUAGCUCAGCUGGUACGACUGGAACUCAGUAUGGAGGCAGCGCUUAUCCAUACUGGUGGGGUUCCCAAGGAUGGAUGGCACCAACAUGGGGAUAUCCAUAUGGAUCUGGAUGGGGUGCUGCCGCAUGGAAUGGUCGUUAUUUAACGAAUUAAAUAUCAUUUACGACAACUGUCAUACUUGUAACUUGUGUAACAGUUAUGUACGAUCAGUAUGACAGUUCUGUUCCUUAACGAUUGUAAAAUAUAUAUGCAUACAAUAUA